Molecule: messenger RNA, 300 nt
Organism: Alternaria arbusti
Lineage: Eukaryota; Fungi; Ascomycota; Dothideomycetes; Pleosporales; Pleosporaceae
Exons: 2
Coding region: 1-300 (99 amino acids)
Source: RefSeq, a predicted model, not a curated record
AUGUCCUCUUCGAAGCACCCUAUCGCACCCACCACAGCACAACGCGAUGCAGACUAUCACUACAGUCAACAACUAACAAAGCUGCAAGACGAGAUUAUGGAUCUAAACAAGAUCAUCGAGAACACUGCUGCAGAUCACAGACGCGAAGUCUCGGUACAAGCCCGCGCAAUGACCUGUCUCAACAUGAAGAUACUGUGGCUUACGUACAAACUCGAUCCAAUUCUCAAGGUGGACAGUAUCACAGCGGAGAGAAUGGGCAGGCUUUUCCCAGAGAUUGCGGAGUACUUUGUCCUUAACUGA